Messenger RNA from Drosophila grimshawi, 5100 nucleotides. RefSeq lists its product as uncharacterized. The transcript has 5 exons. NCBI's taxonomy places the organism in Eukaryota, Metazoa, Arthropoda, Insecta, Diptera, Drosophilidae. The record is from RefSeq and is a predicted model, not a curated record. The coding region runs from base 693 to 4640 and encodes 1315 amino acids.
UUCACGAGCUGGCCAAGUGAAAAGUGCCUCGCACCGGACAGAAAAUCGAAAAUUUUCCAUUUUCACAUACAUAUACAUACAUCGAAACAUAUGUAUACUAGAUAAUUACUUUAAAACGUUUUAUAAACUUAAAUUUGGAUAACAAAGAAGUGUCUUAGUUGCUCUUAUAUUUACUCAUAUAAAUAUAGGAAUCCAACUUCUAUAACUUCUUUGCCACGAGAAAAUUUUGAAUACCUUAAAACGUGAAAGUCAAUAAAAAAUUGCGAAAUCGGGCGUGUGUUCCGAACUAUCUAUCUAAAUAUAUAUGCAUACAUAUACACUUAUGCAUAUGUGUGUGCCAAGUUUCGUGUUGGUUUUUUGUUCAACUUGAAACGGUCCAACUGAUCAGCACGCAGCUGACUGCCACACUCAGUAGAUUCUUUGUGUUAUUUUAUUUUGUUGUUGCUGCUUUUGCUGUUUUUGAUGCUGCUACUCUUUGGCGUUCUACGACGAAGAAAAGCUGAAAAGUCGCAUUAACGUAAAUUUCAACGACUGCCACAAAAAGUAAACAGACGCAAUAGCUGGCAAUAACAAGAAAAAGGAACAUACUGCAAUAAAUUGAGCGCAUCUCGCAUACCAGAAGCACCAGAUCGUUUCUUUGUUCAACUACAAGGGAAAAAAACAUAAAAAUCAGAUAAAAAUUUACAGCAAGAAUGGGCAACGCGGAGUCGUCGCAGCCAGCACAUGAAUCAGCCGAAGAGCAGCCAGCGUUGAGUGUGGGUGGCGCCACGUCUUCAACGACAACGACUGAGCCUGAGGAUGAGCCCUGGUGGCACAAGAUAGAACACGAGAAUCUUAUACUGCAGCAAGUGCCAGUGGAUAACUCUAUCAAAAUGGAACCAGAACAACACGAUAAAAAGGAGUCACAAAAAGCGGAGCAAGCUGCAACAGCAACUACAACACCCGAGGAUGAUCUCUCAAUGGAGCAAUUCAAGGAGCAGCUGGCCACUAAGCGUUUGUCGCGACAAACUGCGGUACAGGAUUUGCGUGAUGAGCUGACGAAUCUCCGCCAGCAACUGGCCUCCGAGCAGGCAGAAAAUCGAAAACUACGCCAGCGACAGCAACGGGAAGAUAAAAAAGAGGAAGAAUUAGACGAGAGUCCAACAUCAACAACAAAUCCCGAAGAGGCGGAGGUGGACACAGAUGAUGAGAAUCCGAGCAGUCGCAGUCGUCAUGCCAACAUUGAGCUGGCGAAUGCCCAACUAGCCCUGCAGUUGGCCAAUGCCGAAAAUCUAUCGCUGCGAGGUGAAUUGGAUGUGGUGCAGCGUCAAGUGGGUACCCUCAAGGAGGUCAUCUGUUGCUGCAAACAGAUGCUCAGUGUCAAAGAGGAGCAAUGUGCACAGCUCAAGAUGAAGCUGGAGCAGAUCGAGAACUCGUUCAGUGAGCGCGAAAUGAAGAUCAUGUCCAACAAUCUGCGACAGGAGUACGAGCGUCAAUUGGUCAACAUACGCCAGCUGCGGCAAUUGUACGAGGAGCGACAACGUGUUGCAGCUGCAGAAUAUGAGAAUUUACAAAGGUUAAUCUCGAUUAAGAGGGAUGAACUCACCGCCGAGCAGGAGAAAACGAAAAGCUUUGAGGAGCGCAAUCAAAUGCUGCUCAAGGAGCUGGAAACAGCCAACGAUGAGCUGGCCAAGUUGCGUGAGGAGUGCAACGAGCACAAGUACGAGAAGCGUGCGCUCAAGGAGCAAGUGAGCGCAGUCAAUUUGGUCUUUAGUCAGCUGGUGAUGGGUUUCAAUGGCAAGAAUAAUCUGGAUAUUGAUCGCCUGACAGAAAUGUUAGAGGAGAAUCGCGACCUGUUGAAUGAGAUGACACAAGCGGAAGGCAGCUGCAGCGAUGGUGCCUCACUGCCCAAGUUGCUCUUUGAGCUGGUUGAGCAGGCGGCCAAGUCGGAAAAAGAGGAGGAGAAAGACAAGGAGAUGGAUGAGGAUGAGAACGAGGAGAGUGACAAAAGUCGAAGUGCAACACCGACACCAGACCACACCAACUCAGAUGUGGGCGAGGACAGCACAGAUUGUGCUCGGCACGAGCCCAGUGGCAGGAAGCACCGGCGACGGAGCGGAGGAGCAACCGCUGGUGUGGCUUCGUUAAAAAGCCAUGAGCCCGAAAUUAUGGGAAAAGUUGCCAUGGCUCAAGAAAUCAUUGGCAACUUGCCAAAAGUUUGGAAAGUGUUGAUGGAACUCUUGAGUCACCACAAAAUCGAGCGUGUGCAGUUUGAAGAGCAGCCAGCAGUAGCAGCAGCAGCAAGCGAGCCAAGCCACAACAUGGCAACGGGAGCAACAACAGCAACACCAACAACAACAACAGCAGCAACAGCAGCAGCUGGAACAAGAGCAACAUCAACAACAACAACAACAUCUGCUGCUGGCAAAACCCCGGAGCUAAGCGUCAGCAAGACCUACAUCAAGUUGAAGGAUUUAAUAAUGGAGAAAAAAUCGCUGGUGAAGGAAACGACUCGUCUGAAGACGCUCAACUGUCAUUUGGAUUACAGGCUCAAUGAGCAGGAGAAGCGCCUGAGUGCGGUCAGCUUGGAGCUGACGAAAACUUGGCAUCUGGUUGGCAAAAUGCAGCGUCAGCAUCGACAACUGCAUACCCAGGAGCAGAUCUUACGUUAUCAGCUGCAACAGAAGCGACGCCUGCUCACCGAACUGAAGGACGAGUUGGAGUACUGUCGACGCAAAUGGGCUGCAGCCAGGGCCAAGAACGAUGAGAGUCAGGAGCAGUGCAACGAUUGGCGACGUGAAUUUGCUCGCAGGAAACUUGAGGAUGCACAUCAUUCGGCGGAAAGUGGAUACAGUGACUCUGGACCGCAGUCGGAUGAGGAUACGUCAGCGGCGGCAGACGGAGGAACAACAGCAAUUGUUUCAGAUCAACUGGAGGUGGCCUCCUCUUCAGUGCAUUGUCGACGCAAAUACUUGAGGGAUCAAUUUGAGCACACACGCAAAAUCAAACGCAUGCAGAGCACAUCGCCGGGUCGCCAAGCGGCUGCAGCAGCAGCAGCAACGGGAACAGCUGCCGCAGACGAGGAGGACUACACAGAGGAGAUUACGCUGCGCUGGAAUAGUGCGCCUCCCACUUGUGGCUGGCGUCAAGUCAACGAGGAGUUCGAGUUGGAUGCUGAUGUCUUGGCUGCCACAACACGCGGCGCUGUGCCCAAAACGAUGCACAGUUCACGCAGCCGGCAGCGUGGCAAGGUUGUGCCUACAGCUACCACCUCGCCAUCGCCAACAACAGCGGAUGCUGGCACCGCUAGUCGCAUACAGAAACUGGAGGCACAAUGCCAAUCACUUAUCCAGCAAGUGCUCGAGACUUCCGAUAAUCGGGAACGUCUUGAAAUACAGCUGUGUCGGUUUCAGGAUGACAUGGCACCCGUGCAACAUGCCGUGCCACUGGAUGAGUAUAUCAAUCGCAAGCGAUUGGAGCGCAUGACGCGUGCCAGUUCCGCACCAGCGGCGGGCUGUUUGACGCCACGUGAGGAGGAGUACACACGCAAGCGUUCCGAGCGUUUGGGUCGCCUCGAGGAGGAAUCGCGACAGUUACUGCAACGCAUCAAGCGCACCACAGAUCGUGGUCACUAUCUAAAGAAAUCGCUGGAUCGCAUACGACGAGCCCCAAGUCCCGAGGCCAGCUCCGAGGAGGAGCCGACCAAGACAAGCUCACCGUUAACGGAGCAGGAGGAAUCCUAUACGUCACGCCGUGCGGCACGUCUGCAGCGCAUGGAGCAGGAGAGUCAACAGCUGCUUCAACAGCUCGCCCGUAAUACGGAGCGAGGUGAUACCUUAACCCACAAGCUGGACACACUCCACGAACGUCAUGGUAGCCCCAGCGAGCAGACUCCAAUGGAAACUCCAACCGUAGCCAGCAUAUCGCAGACUGUUGAACAGCGUCUGGAGGACAUUGAGAGAGUGUCGGCAAAUCGCGCCGAGCGUUUGCGUCGCAUGGAACUGGAGGGCAAUGAGUUGAUAGCGCGUCUGAGUCACACAUCCGAGCGGGGAACGGCGAUGAUUAAUCGCAUUGCCGAGCGUGAGGCGACCAAGCGACAGGAGGCGGAAGUCCUCGAGUCUGUCCUGGAGCAGCAGACGAGCAGCAAUAACAUUGCCAGCACCGUGGAGCCAGCAAGUGAAGCUGCUUGCAGUGCCACAAUCACAACGACAGCCAGUCAAUUGGCUCUACAGCUACAAUCCACGGGUGCCAUACCAAAAACAGUGACAUCUAACAGACCGCAGGCCAGAACACAACCAGCCUUGAUGCAGCUGUGCGCAACUGUCAGACACGAGGAUGCCAAUAAGAAGAAGCUCAGGGACACAACGGAAUCAGAGAAGGUCAAAGAUGUGCCACGGAUGCAGGUGGAGUCACUGGAGGAUAUGGUGCAACGAUUGCGUGCGUUGCCCUUCCCCGCAGAAGCACAAAACGGAAUGGAGCAGCAGACAGUAGAGGAACAGGAGAAGGUGAAAGAGGUGAAGGAGAUGGAGCAGCAUGCAGUAGAGGAACAGGAGAAGGUGGAAGAAAGCAAGGAGCAGGAGAUGGACCCCCAAGCAGUAGACGAGCAGCAGAAGCUGGAAAACCUAAAGGAGCAGCUGAAGGAGGAGCAGGAAGGCAACUAAAGCAAUUUGCUUACCACUCAAGACUUUCUAUUAGCACUGUUUCAGAUUUCGAGUGCGCUUUCAUUUCAAAUAGUUCGAUAAUUUCCAACUUUUACAAUUGCAAAAAGUAAUUUUCAACUCAUGUUUUUAUUGUACUUAUUGAUUAGCCAGUUGCAACUUUUGAACAAAGAAACGGAAACGUUAAUGACUUUAAAAACUAUAUAGCAAUUCAAAAUAAAGGAUAUACGAAAAUUUUUAAUUAAAUUGUUGAUAUUGCAAUUGAAAUCUGAAGCAGUUAUUUGUGUAAUCAAAACCAAUAAAUGCGAAACGAUGUUCAUUAGAAUUUACUCAUAACUACGAAUACUCGCUGAGAAGCUGUUCAGCCCGAUUCCUAUAACUACUAAACAUAUAUACCUUUUAUCAUGUAUACUUCGGGCCUUAUGAUAAACACACAGAAUAAAAUAUUUAAUACAAAAAUGGA